Molecule: messenger RNA, 1040 nt
Organism: Paramacrobiotus metropolitanus
Lineage: Eukaryota; Metazoa; Tardigrada; Eutardigrada; Parachela; Macrobiotidae
Product: eukaryotic translation initiation factor 5A-like
Exons: 4
Coding region: 135-623 (162 amino acids)
Biological process (GO): positive regulation of translational termination; positive regulation of translational elongation
Molecular function (GO): translation elongation factor activity; ribosome binding; RNA binding
Source: RefSeq, a predicted model, not a curated record
UUAUAAGCGCUCAGCUUCAACUCAUAGUUAAUUUCGGACCAUUUAUUUCUGGUUCGCGGAGGGUCGCCAUACUAUUUCUGUCACCUUAUACUGGGAAGUUGUUGUCAUUGUCUGCGUAUACGUACUCAAGGAAGAUGGCUGAGGAACAUGAUGUUGAGGAGCAUUUCGAAUCCGGUGAUGCUGGUGCCUCGGCUACCUAUCCGCAGCAGUGCUCAUCUUUGCGCAAGAACGGCUUCGUUAUGUUGAAGGGCCGUCCUUGCAAGAUCGUGGAAAUGUCGACUUCCAAGACUGGAAAACAUGGUCACGCUAAGGUGCAUUUGGUUGGUUUGGACAUUUUCACCGGAAGGAAGUACGAUGACUUAUGUCCUUCAACUCAUAACAUGGAUGUGCCAAACGUCAAGCGUGAAGACUUGCAGUUGGUCAAUAUUGGUGAUGAUGGAUUUUUGUCCUUGAUGAACGAUGGUGGAGAUUUGCGUGAGGAUUUGAAGCUUCCAGAGGCGGAAUUGGGGCAAAAAAUCCGCGAAGAGUAUGAAGGGGGCCGUGAAUUGUUGCUGACCGUUUUGAGAGCUUGCGGUGAAGAAUGUGUUAUCGCCUGGAAGCCGAAUACAGCUGCCGAGAAAUAAACAGAACGGAAGGAUCCAUUGUCUGGUGUGAACCGCAGUAAAACUACAAGAUGUACAUCGCAUUGUCCGCCUGGUACAUUCUUCUGUGUCCGUCAUUCGCGGCUUUCUCGUUUUCUGGUGAUUUUAACAGUUGUAACUACCUUUUGAAAGUGUAACAUGCCUGUGUGAUGUAGACUUGGUGUUUUGUUGACGGUUGGCCAGAAUUCCGUUUUGUUUGCUGUUUUCGGAGUUGAGAUAAACUGUUAGCGUUUUCAUGUAAUUCGUGCAACACUUCUUGAAAUAACCGCAGAAUAAUUCAACGAGUCGGCUGGCGAUUCAGGAUUUUUUAGUACCAAUGCGCAGCGCUAUGUUUUUAUUAAAAGAAUGUUUCCAUUUUUUUGUCUUUUGUGAAGAAGGUUUAUAAAAAUGGGUGACAAA